This is a messenger RNA of Rangifer tarandus platyrhynchus (Svalbard reindeer), 207 nucleotides long. The record is from the annotation of a GenBank genome assembly. Lineage: Eukaryota; Metazoa; Chordata; Mammalia; Artiodactyla; Cervidae.
AUGUCAGCCACUAACAACAUAGCCCAGGCUCGGAAGCUGGUGGAGCAGCUCCGCAUCGAAGCUGGGAUCGAGCGCAUUAAGGUCUCCAAAGCCUCCUCCGAACUCAUGAGCUACUGUGAGCAGCACGCCCGGAACGACCCCCUGCUGGUGGGAGUCCCCGCCUCCGAGAACCCCUUUAAGGACAAGAAGCCUUGUAUUAUCCUAUAG